GGACGGCACCGCACGGCAUCAACCACAGCCAAGCAUUUCCAACGCCGCGUCCGUCCUUGAACCCCCAAAAACCCUCUCCCUCCGACCACACCCAGCGCCGCCGACCGAUCGCCGAUGGCGCCCUCCGCUCCCCCGCCGCCGGGUCCCCGCCUCCUCGUUCCCAAGCCCGACCCCGACGCGCCCCCGCAGAUCCCGCUCACCCCGGAGCUCUGCGCCGCCCUCCGCCGUGAGUACAUCAAGCCCGACCCCGACGCGCCCAAGCCCCAGGCCGACGCCACGCCGCUCACCGCCGACCUCUGCGCCGCGCUGCGACGGGAGCUCGAGCCAUCCCCCGACGACCACUCCGACUUCGCCGACCGCCUCCGCCUCACCCAGCAGCGCCUCGACCACAUCUCCGCGCGCCUCUCCUCCGCGCCGCCGCCACCGCCUCCCCCGCCUUCGUCCCUGCCCCCUCCCCCGCCACCGCCACCGCCUAGGCCGAAGCGGGCCUGUUCCUCCUCCACCGCCAGAGCCGACCCGCCGCGGGCCUCUUCCCCGAGCACCAUGGGCAGGAAGCGCUUCCGCGGCCUGCCGAGCGCGGAGAUGGUCCGCGCCACCGUCCCCACGGAGGCGGACAUCAUGCAGGUCCGCACCCUGGCGCGGCGCGCGCGCCUCACCUUCGAGGCGCUCCGCGGCGUCUACGCCCGCCGCGCCGCCUCCACGCCGCCCACCCGCGGCGUCCGCCGCAACCGCGCCGACAUGCGCGCCCUCAGCGCCAUGAUCUCCGCCAACCUCUGCCUCUACCGCGACAAGCGCAUCGUGGGCCCCGUCCCGGGCGUCUUCGUGGGCGACGUCUUCAACUACCGCGCCGAGCUCCUCGUCGUCGGCCUCCACAGCCACGCGCAGGCGGGCAUCGGCUUCGUGCCCGCCAGCCUCGUCAGCGAGGGCAAGCCCGUCGCCACCAGCGUCGUCUCCUACGGAGGCUACCUCGACGACCACGACAACGGGGACGUGCUCCUCUACGCCGGGACCGGCGGCCGUCCGCGCAACGGCCGCGCCGACCAGGAGCUCGAGGGCGGCAACCUCGCGCUCGCGAACAGCUGCAAGUACGGCGUCGAGGUGCGCGUCAUCCGCUGCCACGUAACCGACGCCAGCCCCAGCGGCAAGGUCUACGUCUACGACGGCCUCUACAGGGUCGAGUCUUCCACCGACAUCCCCGGCCGCAGGUUCAAGCUCGUGCGCCUCCCCGGCCAGGACCCGCUCGGCAGCAACACCUGGCACGCCGCCAGGAGCCUCGUCGACGACCUCGACGCAGGCCUCCGCCGCCCAGGCUACCUCACGCUCGACCUCUCCAGGGGCAAGGAGGCCAUCCGUGUCCCCGUCUGCAACACCGUCGACCAGGACAGGUCUCCGCUGGACGACACCAAGUACAUUGCGCGUCCCCGGUUCCCGCCGCCCAGGCUCGAGAGCCGCCGCAGGUGCUGCGGGUACAGGGCGUCGGCUGCUUCGUCCAAGUCCAGGUGCGCCUGCGUGAAGAGGAACGGCGGCGGCGGCCCGCCGUACAACACGGACGGCACGCUCGUCAAGGGGGUGCCGAUCGUGUACGAGUGCGGCGCCCAGUGCGCGUGCCCGCCCAGCUGCCCCAACCGUGUCACGCAGCGUGGCAUGAGGCACCGGCUGGAGGUGUUCCGGUCCGCCGAGACGGAGUGGGGCGUCAGGACGCUGGACCUCAUCCAGCCGGGCGCCUUCAUCUGCGAGUUCAGCGGAGACGUGGUCGCCGCCGGCGCGUCCACGGACUGGGACGGCUACGUCGACCCGAGGAAGUUCCCGCCGAGAUGGAAGGAGUGGGGAGACGCCUCUGGGGUCGCGCUUCGGGACCACGAGGGACCUCCAUUGCUUGCACAGUGCCCAGCGCCGCCGGCGUACGUGCUGGAUGUGUCCAGGAGGAGGAACUUCGCGCCAUACAUCUGCCACAGCGGCGCACCCAACGCUUUCAUCCAGUUCGUGGUCUGUGGCGAUGAGAGCGACUCAUUCCCUCACCUCAUGGUGUUCGCUCUGGAGACCAUCCCACCCAUGCGUGAUUUGAGCAUCGACUACGGCAUUGAUCAGUGAUCAUCAACUUGGUUUGUGAGAUGGGGCAGUCGUUAGAGGUUGGGCUACAUGUUGAAUCUAUCGUUCUGAAGUUGUUGGCUCAUGAAUUUCUUGACAUUUUGGACAGUAUUAACGACGAUUUCUUCUUCUCGUUUUAGGAUACUGUCAUGUAUGCUCGACUUUAUUUGGAUAGCCAUUUGGUCGUUUUUUUUUUGUACUACUAGCUUGGUAGGGAGAAGUCUUAAGUGCACAAGAUACUACCAGGGUGUUGUGCUGGUCUGGUUGGUGGCUUGAGGGCAGAUUGAACAACUUCAUAUUUAUGUAGGGAAAUAAAAUCAAACCCUCUGGACCUCACUGUUAUUUAAGAACUGCAUUGUGUAUUUAUGUGGUGA
Lolium perenne is the source of this 2462-nucleotide messenger RNA. RefSeq names its product histone-lysine N-methyltransferase family member SUVH9-like. Gene Ontology annotation, cellular component: nucleus. Gene Ontology annotation, molecular function: double-stranded DNA binding; zinc ion binding; protein binding. NCBI's taxonomy places the organism in Eukaryota, Viridiplantae, Streptophyta, Magnoliopsida, Poales, Poaceae. The record is from RefSeq and is a predicted model, not a curated record.